UCCUGUUUAAACAUGGCGGCGCUCUGACAAAUGUGACAUUUGUGCUGCUGCUGAAAACAAACAGCGACCACCGCCCGGUACAGCUCCUGCGCCGCGGACAGACCAGAGGUAGCACCUGAUUUUCCAGCCGACAACAUGGUGCAUUUAUCAUCGUUUCUCCUGAAGCAGUACCACGGAGGCCACAUCGUCAUCCGAUUGGCUCUCGCCGGCCACAGACAGGCCAACAGGCCCUUCUACCGCAUCGUGGCGGCUUACAACAAAAGGGCCAGAGACGGUAAAUACAUCGAGCAGCUGGGCACCUACGACCCGCUGCCCAACGUCCACAACGAGAAGCUCGUCAGUUUCAACUUCGACCGGAUCAAGUACUGGAUCGGUUGCGGGGCGCACCCUUCAGACCCGGUGGCCAAGCUCCUCGGGCUGGCAGGAUUCUUCCCUCUGCAUCCGAUGACCAUAACCGAGGUCGAGCGUCGAAGAGCCCAAACACAGCAGACGCAAGCAGCAGCAGAGGAAACGGUGGAGGAAGGACAGAAGCAGGCUGAAGUGUGAGAGCUCCAGCUGUGGACUCUGUGAGACUGUCCCCUUCUACGAAACGUCAGCUGUUUGGAAAGAGGUGGAUUUGUGUCCAGCUUGUUGGGUGGGCUGCCCACCAGCAUCAGAUGUGGCGUGUUGGAGUUGCUUCAAGAGCCUCUGAACAGUUUGUUGUCCAGUUGAUGCUUUAACGUCUACGUGGUUCUGAGUUUUAUGCUGUUUAUGUGAUUAAAGUAUUUCACGAUA
This is a messenger RNA of Stegastes partitus (bicolor damselfish), 774 nucleotides long. It is a transcript of the gene mrps16, whose product is annotated as mitochondrial ribosomal protein S16. The coding region runs from base 136 to 546 and encodes 136 amino acids. NCBI's taxonomy places the organism in Eukaryota, Metazoa, Chordata, Actinopteri, Pomacentridae. Gene Ontology annotation, molecular function: structural constituent of ribosome. Gene Ontology annotation, biological process: mitochondrial translation. The record is from RefSeq and is a predicted model, not a curated record. The transcript has 4 exons. Gene Ontology annotation, cellular component: ribosome; mitochondrial small ribosomal subunit.